This is a messenger RNA of Poecilia latipinna (sailfin molly), 2404 nucleotides long. RefSeq names its product nuclear factor 7, brain-like. Gene Ontology annotation, molecular function: zinc ion binding; protein binding. The transcript has 2 exons. NCBI's taxonomy places the organism in Eukaryota, Metazoa, Chordata, Actinopteri, Cyprinodontiformes, Poeciliidae. Bases 157 to 1578 code for a protein of 473 amino acids. The record is from RefSeq and is a predicted model, not a curated record.
UUUAACACGUGACUUACAGACUAAAGAAACUGAAAGUAAUUUCAAGCGUUGUUGAACUCAUCUGUGAGACGCUGGGUAUUAGAUCUCUACUGAAGAUUUUUUCAAAGAAACUGCUGAAACUUUUGGUGAGUCUUUCUGUUGAAAUAUUUUGACAAAAUGGCACAGAGAGCUCUUUUUGAAAGUUUCCUGAGCUGCCAUGUGUGUACGGAGACUUUCAGAGAUCCUGUGUCUCUGAGCUGCAACCACAGCUUCUGUUCAAGCUGCCUCCAGAAAUUCUGGGAACAAACUGGAAACAAGAACUGUCCCAUCUGUAAACGGACGUCAAAGGAGGAUCCGUCCAUCAACUUCUCCCUCAAAGAACUCGCUGAUUUGUUUGGUGAGGAACAGAAAAGAGCUUCAACUGAGAUGGAAAAAGAGAAGAAGAAAGAGAAGGUGGUGUGUGAGAAACACUCAGAGGUUCCUUAUUGGUUCUGUAAAGACGAGCAGAGAGCUGUGUGUCCUGUCUGUGAGUUUUCUCUCCACCAGAGUCACAAAGUGGUUCCUAUAGAAGAAGCAGUCAGUGAGCUGAAGGAGCAGCUGAAAUCUGACUUAAAGUCUCUGCAGGACAAGAGGAACAAACACAAACAAGUGGAGAAAACAUACGAUGAUGUGAUUCAACACUCCAAGGAGCAGGUGUUGUCCACAGAGAGACAGAUCAGAGCAGAGUUCAACAAGCUCCACCAGUUCCUGAGAGAGGAAGAGGAGUCCAGACUGGCAGCUCUGAGGGAGGAAGAGGAGCAGAAGAGGAAGACUAUCAUGGGAGAGAUGAAGAGGAUUGAGGAGCAGAUCUCCUCUCUGUCAGACAGCAUCUCUGCUGUUGAAGAAGAGCUGCAGAAAGACAACGUGUCGUUCCUCAGCAGUUAUGAAGCCACUCAGAGCAGAGCCAGAGGUCAGAGGUCACUGCCAGAUCCACAGCUGGUCUCAGGAGCUCUGAUAGAUGUGGCCAAACACCUGGGCAACCUGUCCUUCAGAGUCUGGGAGAAGAUGAAGGACCAGGUGAAGUUCAGUCCCGUCAUUCUGGACCCAAACACUGCAAAUGGAUGGAUCCAUCUGUCUGAUGAUCUGAGCUGUGUGAAACAUGGAGACACAUGGCAGCAGCUUCCUGAUAAUCCAGAGAGAAACACUAAUCACUACAAUGUUUUUGGUUCUGAGGGCUUCAGCUCAGGGAAACACAGCUGGGAUGUGGAGGUGGGAGAUCAUCCUGACUGGAGUGUCGGUUUGGUUAAAGAGUCUGUGGACAGGAAGGGAGAGCUUCGUGUUUCACCAGAAAAUGGAAUCUGGUGUUUAUGGCAUCAUGAUAGAGAAUACAAUGACGUUGAUGGUAAGACUCUCCCAGUGAACAAGAGUCUCCAGAGGAUCAGAGUCCAGCUGGACUAUGACAUGGGGGACGUGUCCUUCUACAACCCUGAAGACAUGACUCUCAUCUGCACUCACAGAGACACUUUCACUGAGAAACUCUUCCCUUAUUUUACUGUUAGUCCUGCCGGUGAUGCUAAAACAUCUGAUCUCAAAAUCUGCAAAAAUGAUAUUUCUCCUUAAAGGUAAAAGUUAAGCGUUUCAUUUUCCUGAAUUACUUUAAUCAAUGUUUCUAUUUGCGAUCAUCCCAACUUUCUUAUUCAAUUCUUUAUUAACUUCUUUAAUCCUUUUCAAGUUUUUCACACUUUAGUAGAAAACAUAAAACAUUGUUAGAUAAUGUUGUUCAAACUGGAACAAGCGUUUCACCGUCAUCAGAUUAAUUAAUUUAAACAAAGAUUCUUUGUUUCUGAAUCUUUUCAGUUUGUUUUAACUGUUCACAUUUCUUCUCUGGACUCUUUUUUUUGGGAGGGAUCGUCUCAAAAAAAAAGAAAAUAGUAUUAGAAUAAGUAAGAAAAUGUAUUACAGAAAACUAUACAAAAUGAUGUGUUAUAGAACAGAGAAGUAGUUUACAGUUUCAGUGUUGGACCACAGCUAUGUCCUUAAUUUGAAAGUGUAGCCCUGAACAAUAAGAUUUAACUCCUUAGGGAGACACCCUUUAGCCUAAUCAACACUUUUUAACAUAUAUCAAUAAAAAGCAAUCUGUUUAAAAUAAUAAAAACUUAAGAAAGUAAAAGCCUUAACAUAUUGACAGAAUUUCAGAACAAACAUUUCAGAAAUAACAUACUAAACUGGUUUAUAAUGUCAGUCUUGUUUUUAGUUGUUGUUAUUAACUUUAGCAGAAAAACUGACAAUAAAUAUUUAGAUUCACUUUCCUCUCUUUUCUCUCUGGUGCCGUUCACUUUGUGCCUUGUGGCUGAAAUGUGUUAGAAAACUGAUUCCACUUGACUUGAUGUGAUGAUUUGUUUUAGAUUCCUCAAUGUGAAACAUAUUUCAUAAUAAAAACUGCUGC